Molecule: messenger RNA, 912 nt
Organism: Acanthoscelides obtectus
Lineage: Eukaryota; Metazoa; Arthropoda; Insecta; Coleoptera; Chrysomelidae
Source: the annotation of a GenBank genome assembly
AUGAGUCGGGGUUGUCCAUUGUGCAAUCAAGAUGUCCAGAAGUGGUAUCGCUUAGAGGCAAACGACAAGUUGGUGCUAUCACAUCUGCAGAAAGAGGUUCACACAGGUGAUUUUGUGCCACGCAAGAAAGCCAGUGACCAGCUAAAGAAGGGGGCACCUCCAGGAUCCCUGUUUGCUUUUCACCCAUCCGGGUGGAUUCAAACAGACUUAUUCACAAAAUGGUUUGACCAUUUCCUAGAAAAAGCCAAACCUUCAGCAGCAAAACCAAUACUGCUGAUAUUAGACGGCCACCAUACUCAUACAAGAAAUCUAGAUGUACUUAUCAAAGCUAAAGACAAUCAUGUUACUAUUUUAUGCCUACCACCACAUACGACGCAUAAACUUCAGCCCCUUGAUAAGACCGUCAUGGGUGCAUUAAAGACGUUUUAUAACGAAGUAGUGAGAAUCUUCAUGAGGACGGAAAAACGUGCAGUAACGCAUUUUGAUAUUUGCCAGUUAUUUGGUAGCUCCUAUCUUAAAGUGCAAUCUGGGGAAAGAGCCGUUAAAGGGUUUAGUGCCACUGGGAUCUACCCUUUAAGAAGGAAUAUUUUUACAGAAGAAGAGUUUGCGGCCGAAAUGCAAAAGGAAAAUCAAAAUUUGCCGAACAAUAACACACGUGCUCAUAACGAGCAAAAUAACUCGCCUAAUGUUUAUCCUAGUGACAUAGUUCCAGUGCCAGAACUAACAAAGAAGCCGGCAACUCGGGGAAGGAAAUGUGGGCGUACUAAAAUAAUUACGUCGACGCCCAAUAACGAGGAAUUAGAGCAAUCAAUUAAUCUCUCAAAACAAAAAGUUAUCCGAAACGUUUUCGAUGAACCUGGACCUAGUGGAUUAAAAAACAAAAAGCGUCACAAAAAAAUAUGUCUCCUCUAG